Molecule: messenger RNA, 2382 nt
Organism: Amphibalanus amphitrite
Lineage: Eukaryota; Metazoa; Arthropoda; Thecostraca; Balanomorpha; Balanidae
Product: TWiK family of potassium channels protein 7-like
Exons: 5
Coding region: 193-1761 (522 amino acids)
Biological process (GO): potassium ion transmembrane transport; stabilization of membrane potential
Cellular component (GO): membrane
Molecular function (GO): potassium ion leak channel activity
Source: RefSeq, a predicted model, not a curated record
UUUCGUUGUGGACUUGAGACAAAUGCGACUUACAUUUUGGUUUGGAAACACAUGCAGUAACUUGCCAAUAGCAAACAAAACAUCAAUAACAUGAAAUAAGUAUUAGAAAGACAUUUUUCGCCAGGGACAUAGCAUUAUCGUUUUGAGCAUUUCGAUAUCAUUUUGAGCUAAAUUACUCAUUUAGUAACGAACAUGGAAGAAGAAGAACCACUUUCCCCGAUUAGCGCAUGGGUUUAUCGACAGCUAGAAGGUCGUGAAACACUAAAAUGGCUUGUAUCUCACGUCUUUAUAUAUGUGGGUAUGGUGGUACUCAUAUGUGGAUACUGUAUAAUUGGUGCGUUCACAUUUCAAUACUUGGAAAACAGUGCCAUUCACGAAAAAAGAGCAAAAGAGGGAAAAACGAAUUGCUGGGAAGAUCUGAAAGCGGAAGUAUUAUCUAACCGAACGCUAGUGCUUCACCAGUUAUACAACAGAACUUACGAGGAAAUUCUGUCUUCCCAUGCUCAGACCAGCAUGAAGGAUCAGACGGACAAGGAGUUGCAGGACAAGCUGGAUAAGUGGCUGUUCUCGGUGAAGAAGAUUGUGCUGACCUACGAGGAUUUCCUCGAAAGUCAUCAGGAGAGAAAGGCGCACUGCAAGGAGGAGCUGGCCGUCGGGGAUGACUGGGAAUUUCAGACCGCUCUUCUCUUCGCCUCCACGGUCGUAACAACAAUCGGAUACGGUAACCGGACGCCGCAAAGCUGGCGCGGCCGUCUGUGCACCCUUCUCUAUGCCAUGCUGGGCGUUCCUCUGAUGCUCUUCUGUCUGAGAACCCUCGGUCGAAGCAUCGGCCACGGCCUGGAUAUGCUCUACAACAUGGCUCGCGAUUACGCGGCACGUCUGCGCGGGACCGACUCUGAUGAUGAGAGUGAAGAAGGGUACGCCUCACCGAUGGCCCACCCUCACCAGGACUCGGACGCGGCGGCGCUGCCUUCCAUUGCGCUGACGUCCGAGUCUGCGGCGGACAAUCCGCGACUGCUGGCAGCUCCGGACGGGGCGGACGGCGCCGGGUCGCCCGGUCAGGACCAACACCGCGGCUCACACUCCCGAGAACAGGCGGUGAAACCGUCCGCGCGCGCCCUGCGCAUCCCUCUGGCCGUGGUGUUCCUCAUCACGACCCUCUACAGCGCCAUCGGCGCCGCGCUCUUCUCUCACUACGAGCGCUGGUCCUAUCUGGAUGGUUUCUACUUCACGUUCAUCACUCUCUCCACCAUCGGCUUCGGCGACCUGGUGCCGCGUGUGCUGACUGACGAGCAGCCCGACUACCACGGCACCCCCAGCUGGUGGGUAGAGACCUCCUACGUGCUUUACGUCAUGGUCGGCCUCACCGUCAUCCAGAUGUCGUUCGAGCUGACGCGCGAGACCAUCAACCAGCAGUUCUAUGACCUGGGCCGCUCGGUGGGCGUGCUAGACAGAGAGCACAGCCACGCCAAGAGGGAGGCGCGGAGAGAGUCGCGGAGACAGUCGCGCAGGGAGUCGCGCAGACCGACGUAUGACAGAAGAAAGAGCAGCCGGAGACACCGAGAUGAUAGCACUCCGGGCGGUCUCCUCAAGCCCCCGUUUAGUGGAGGUCGCCUCAGCUCUCUCGGGGGCGGCUCUCGCUCUCCCAGUAUGCGAUCAGCUGAGAUGGGCCCGGCUUCUAACGACAGUGCCGGUUCGGCACCCCCAACGGAGAGACCCCGCUCAGCGCGACCCCGCAGACCUGAUCAUGGACCAGAUUGAUCACACCUGCCCUGGCUCAAUCCUUGUUAUGAUCGCUGGGUGAAAAGGAAGCUCACAAUGCAUGACUUCGGCGCCCUCGUCAACCGCUCUGGCGCAAGUGAAACGUCAGUCUGCGUCCACUGCUCAGCUGUUUUUACCUGAAUCUACACCAUCAGAGGCUAGCCAGUGACUGGCUGGUCCGUUUUAGUCCAGUGACAAUAUCGGACCGCCAGCCGUCAGCAGUGGCUGGCCUCGCUCUGUCGAUCGGUGCCAAAGAGGCGCCGUGAGGGUUUGGACGUCGAUGUAAGCCGCAGCGUGACCGGGCCCGCUUCUAGCGAAUGUGACGCCAACUGAGGACGGGUCACGGUGGUAUAAUGGAUAUUACACUGCAAUGUGGAAAGAUCUCGCUCAUUUUGUAUGAAAAUCGCCCUAAUUUACCAUCAAGGCAGAUAUUAGUGCGCUGGGCCAUCAAAGAUGGAUGCAAAUUGCCACUCCAGAGUUCGAGGAACUACACGGUUUAUUCAAAUGUGGGAGCGUCUUAUGGCACGGAACAGGCGUCCUGAUGCUGCCACCAUUAGCAAUGGAUGGGGACAGUGUAAUCAGCCGCAUGCACACACAUUAUAACUAAAUAGUUACCGAGGA